Molecule: messenger RNA, 424 nt
Organism: Spirometra erinaceieuropaei
Lineage: Eukaryota; Metazoa; Platyhelminthes; Cestoda; Diphyllobothriidea; Diphyllobothriidae
Source: the annotation of a GenBank genome assembly
AUGUUCGAUACUCUGGGUCUAUCGUUUGCUCUACUUGUCAGUGCGGGCGGUGCAUUUGGUUACUACAAAUCAGGUCCGAAUCAUUUCCAUUUUGAGUUAUGACCUCUAGGAAGCGUCGCAUCUCUAGUAUCGGGUCUCGCCUUUGGUGUCCUGCUUGCCCUUGGAUCUUUCCAAUUGGGUCAAGAUAAUCGGAACGCCACCCUCCUCUUCGGUACUUUUCACUUUGCCACUUCGGAUAUUCAAUUUCUUCUGUAGUGUCCAGUGGGAUCCUGGGUGCCGUAAUGGGAUUUCGUUUCGUCCAAACGGGAAAGCUGAUGCCUGCUGGUGUCUUCUGUGUUCUUAGGUAAGUACUGAAUAUAUAUCUUGACCUUUUUUAAAUAGCUUACUCAUGGCCAUUCGCAGCGCUUACGUCGCAUGGAAGUAA